CCUUAAGUCAGCACACAUUCCUCAUAGAGAUCUGUAGCGAAGGUACGUGACAGCUCUGCCUACAUCUUACGUCCAGAGUAAUUUACAAGGAAUGUGUGUUUGUGUUGAAUCACCAGAAUUCUUCGUAGGGGUUAAGCUAAAAAGCGAGGAGAGGAGCCCCUCUCCAACGGCUCAGUUUUGCUGAAUAAUCACGUGUGAAUCGAGGGGCGGGCUUUUGGCAGGCAGAUCUUACUAGUAUUUACUACCAAGCUCUACUCCAGAAGAUUAACCAUCCCAGUCCUUCUGUCAGUCUCCGAUGCCAUCAUGCAGCCUGGUUAGGAGCAAAAGAAAGGAGAGAAAGGAAAACAACUAAUUCAUCUUUUCCCGAUCGUCAGGACCCUAAAGAAUGGCCGAGCCUUGGGGGAACGAGUUGGCGUCCGCAGCUGCCAGGGGGGACCUAGAGCAACUUACUAGUUUGUUGCAAAAUAAUGUAAACGUCAAUGCACAAAAUGGAUUUGGAAGGACUGCGCUGCAGGUUAUGAAACUUGGAAAUCCUGAGAUUGCCAGGAGACUACUACUUAGAGGUGCUAAUCCCAAUUUGAAAGACCAAACUGGGUUUGCUGUCAUUCAUGAUGCGGCCAGAGCAGGUUUCCUGGACACAAUACAAACUUUGCUGGAGUUUCAAGCUGAUGUUAAUAUUGAGGAUAAUGAAGGGAACCUGGCCUUACACUUGGCUGCCAAAGAAGGCCAUCUCCCGGUAGUGGAGUUCCUUGUGAAGCACACUGCCAGCAAUGUGGGGCAUCGGAACCAUAAAGGGGACACCGCCUGCGACUUGGCUAGGCUCUACCGGAGGAACGAGGUUGCUAACCUCUUGGAGGGAACUGGGGCAGGAGGAGCUGCGAAUCUGCAAUGAAUAUGGGGAGAGCUAUCCCACACACUCUUUCAGCUAAUCUGAUAGCUAUCCAGACUAUUCUAAUAUUUGGUAAAAUUCUGCUUUGUCAUAUUUGAAGUAACUAGUUAAAUCUCUUGAAAUGGCAUAAUCGGAAAUUGUACUACAGGUUUUUAUUUAAGCAACUUCUUUUUCACCUGCAAAAUCUUGAGUUCUAACAUGUAAUUGACAAUAGCUUUGGCUUUCUUAGGGAUAUUUUAUCUUUGUCUUUUCCCCUGCUCCUCCCUUUGUCACACUUAUGACUCAACUUGGAGACUUUGCUUUUAAAAUGUGGUUUGUCCUAUGCUUCAUUUGCCCUAUUAAAACACUUUUCAAAACAGAAC
Molecule: messenger RNA, 1251 nt
Organism: Elephantulus edwardii (Cape elephant shrew)
Lineage: Eukaryota; Metazoa; Chordata; Mammalia; Macroscelidea; Macroscelididae
Gene: CDKN2C
Product: cyclin-dependent kinase inhibitor 2C (p18, inhibits CDK4)
Exons: 2
Coding region: 386-892 (168 amino acids)
Biological process (GO): regulation of cyclin-dependent protein serine/threonine kinase activity; negative regulation of cell population proliferation
Cellular component (GO): nucleus
Molecular function (GO): protein kinase binding; cyclin-dependent protein serine/threonine kinase inhibitor activity
Source: RefSeq, a predicted model, not a curated record